Molecule: messenger RNA, 705 nt
Organism: Lathyrus oleraceus (garden pea)
Lineage: Eukaryota; Viridiplantae; Streptophyta; Magnoliopsida; Fabales; Fabaceae
Exons: 1
Coding region: 1-705 (234 amino acids)
Source: RefSeq, a predicted model, not a curated record
AUGGUGAUCUUUAUUGAUGACAUUCUUAUUUAUUAUCGUACUCCUCAAGAGCACGGAGAACACUUAAGGAUUGUUCUAUCAGUACUGCAAGAGAAACAACUUUUUGCCAAGUUAAGUAAGUGUGAAUUUUGGAUUAACGAAGUGAGGUUUCUUGGUCAUGUAAUAUCACAAGAAGGAGUAUCGGUGGAUCCAUCUAAAGUUGAAGCAAUUAUUAAUUGGGAAAGACCGAAGAAUUCUUCCGAAGUCAGAAGUUUCUUAGGUUUGGUAGGUUACUAUAGAAGGUUUAUAAAGGGAUUUUCGCAGGUAGCGUUACCAAUGACUAGACUUACCCGAAAGGAAAUUUCUUUCAAAUGGGAUUCGAAAUGUGAGAAGAGUUUUAUGAGUUUGAAGGAGAAGCUAACGACUGCUCCUGUUUUAGUCAUCCCUGAUCCUAGUAAGUCCUAUGAAGUAUUUUGUGAUGCCUCUAAGAAAGGAUUAGGAGGGGUGUUAAUGCAGAAUGGGCAAGUUGUAGCCUAUGCCUCUCGUCAGUUGAAGCCUCAUGAAGAGAACUACCCGACUCAUGAUCUUGAACUGGCUGCUGUUGUCUUUGCAUUGAAAGUUUGGAGACAUUACUUGUAUGGGGUGCAUUUUGAGAAGUUUAGUGAUCACAAGAGUUUGAAAUACUUAUUUGACCAGAAGGAGUUAAACAUGAGACAGAGGAGAUAG